Dovyalis caffra is the source of this 729-nucleotide messenger RNA. Lineage: Eukaryota; Viridiplantae; Streptophyta; Magnoliopsida; Malpighiales; Salicaceae. The record is from the annotation of a GenBank genome assembly.
AUGGGUAGCUUAGAGAGCCAGAUGGAAAUGCUUAGUAUAGAUGAAGAAGAGAAAUGGAUAAAGCAUUAUAGCAGUUCUCAUAAAAUACUACUAGUUGGAGAAGGUGAUUUUUCUUUCGCUGCUUGCUUGGGCAAAACCUUUGGUUCUGCUGCAAACAUGGUGGCCACUUCUCUCUACUCCAAAGAGACCAUGAUGCUCAAGUAUUCAAAAGCUGCGACAAACUUAAGCGAGCUGGAGGAACUUGGAUGUACCAUAAUGCAUGGAGUUGAUGCUCAUACUAUGAACAAGCAUCCUCUUCUGAAUCGGAAAUCGUUCGACCGGAUAGUCUAUAAUUUUCCUGCUACAGCUCUCAAAAUGAGUGAAUCAAAUACUCACCAAAUCGAAUUAGAUGAAGGCUGCCAAUUCUGCUUAGAUUUAACUGUGUCAAAAGCAUAUAUUUCUCUUCUUAGGAAGCAUCAAAGGUUGGUGAAGGGCUUCCUGGGGAGUGCUCAUGACAUGCUGGAAGUGAAUGGAGAAAUUCAUGUGACCCAUAAAACCACAGAGCCAUACAGUAAGUGGGAGAUUGAGAAAUUAGCAGAGGAUGCUGGGCUGUGCUUGGUUGAGAAAGUCAGGUUCAAGAAAGCUGACUAUCCAGGAUUCAUUAAUAAGAGAGGAUCCGGGCCGAGAGCUGAUCAGACCUUUUCUGCUGGAAACUGCUGUACCUUCAAAUUUGCCAGGAAUAUUACUUGA